AGGGCAGAGGCUAAACUGAAGGAUAAGGAAGACAUGGUGUAAUAAAAUAAAACCUCGAAAAACCCAAACUGAGAAACCGGAAACAGAAACCAAAUCAAAGAAAUCGAAGAGGAGGAGGAGGAGGAGGAUGUUAUUUCAAGUAGGAGGACAAGGGACACGUCCCACCUUCUUCGAGAUGGCUGCUGCCCAACAACUCCCCGCCAGUCUCCGUGCUGCCCUUACCUACUCCAUUGGUGUAAUGGCAUUAAGAAGACCGUUUCUGCAUAAGGUGUUGGACUGUGAAGAUGAAUUCUUUUCGUUGCUUAUGUUGGUCCUUGAGACUCAUAGCUUGCGUACUACAGAUGCUUCUUUUGCUGAAUCUCUAUAUGGAUUGCGAAGAAGGGCAGUGAAGAUAAGAGUAAAGAAGGAAGAUGCACGUCCAAAAUCAGGGGAUGGAGUUCAGCUCUCAGGUUUAGAAAAGCACCAAAGAACUCUUUCAGUUGUAUUUUUGGUUGUGUUGCCUUAUUUUAAGUCAAAAUUGCAUUCAAUAUAUAACAAAGAAAGGGAAGCCAGGCUUCAAGCAAGUUUGUGGGGAAAUGGCGAUGAAACAGUUGAAGAAGCUGAAUAUUUUAGUGGAGGGGAUGCUUCUCUUGUUUCUGGAGAAACAUUGGAUGCAGAAGCAACUAUUAGAGCACGUUUGACAAAGAAAAUUCAGAAAAUUGUAUUUAGUUGCUACCCAUGGCUGCAUGCUAGUAGUGAAGGCAUGUCAUUUGCAUAUCAGCUCUUAUAUUUGCUGGAUGCUACUGGGUUCUAUUCGUUUGGACUACAUGCACUUGGGAUUCAUGUUUGUCGAGCUACUGGGCAAGAGCUGAUGGACACUUCUUCUAGAAUUUCUAAGAUCAGAAGCAAUGAACGUGAUAGACUUCGUGGCCCCCCAUGGCUGAAGACAUUACAAGGUGCAUUGCUGAGCUGUGCAUAUACAAUGCUUGACUAUGCACAAACUGGCUUAAUUGCAGCAGUGUUCAUCUUUAAAAUGAUGGAGUGGUGGUACCAAUCUGCUGAGGAGAGAAUGUCAGCUCCAACAGUGUACCCUCCACCCCCACCACCUCCAGCCCCAAAGGUUGCCAAAGAGGGGAUUCCACUGCCACCUGAUAGAACAAUCUGCCCAUUGUGCUCACAGAUGCGUGCAAAUCCUUCUGUUGUUACGAUAUCAGGAUUUGUUUUCUGUUAUGCUUGCAUAUUCAAAUACGUAUCUCAGGUAAGGCAUCUAAUUUCACUACAUCAAUAUCCACUCCAAGCUUAUGUUUUCUUGAUUCUCCCCCCCUACUUGGCCAAAAUCUAUUUCUUAAUCCCAAGAUGCCAUUUUGUUGCGUUGCCACAGUAUAACCGCUGCCCAGUCACAUUGAUGCCAGCAAACGUUGAUCAGAUAAGGAGGUUGUUCCAUGAUAUGUAGAGACCUAGAGAUGCUAUAAUAGGAGAUAAUCCAUGUAUUUUUCACCAAAGAAAUCAAUGAACGAGAUAUAGAUGCAGCAGCCAUUACAAGCAGCAAAAUAAUGUACAAUUUGCACUCAUCUUGAACCCCGUCCAUUUCGACAGCAAUCCGUGUGCCGUAGUCCUAGCGGGACAACACUUGACCCAUCUUAUAGAUGUCACCCAUUUAAAUUUGUACACUAAGUUUUUUUCCCAUUCUUUGUUUCUUUUUUACUCUGGAUUUGUAUCUCAACAAUCUCGUGCUAAGCAAGGUUUGAUUCUGCAUCUAUUGAUUAAUUUACAUCCGUGUUGUUGGGCUUCA
This is a messenger RNA of Populus euphratica (Euphrates poplar), 1771 nucleotides long. RefSeq names its product peroxisome biogenesis protein 12-like. The transcript is spliced from 10 exons. Gene Ontology annotation, molecular function: protein binding; zinc ion binding; ubiquitin-protein transferase activity. The record is from RefSeq and is a predicted model, not a curated record. Gene Ontology annotation, cellular component: peroxisomal importomer complex; peroxisomal membrane. Gene Ontology annotation, biological process: protein monoubiquitination; protein import into peroxisome matrix. The coding region runs from base 128 to 1432 and encodes 434 amino acids. NCBI's taxonomy places the organism in Eukaryota, Viridiplantae, Streptophyta, Magnoliopsida, Malpighiales, Salicaceae.